Drosophila bipectinata is the source of this 884-nucleotide messenger RNA. RefSeq names its product Cytochrome c oxidase copper chaperone COX11 (gene Cox11). Lineage: Eukaryota; Metazoa; Arthropoda; Insecta; Diptera; Drosophilidae. Gene Ontology annotation, molecular function: copper ion binding. The record is from RefSeq and is a predicted model, not a curated record. Gene Ontology annotation, cellular component: mitochondrial inner membrane.
GAUAGAACUUGGUGUGUACACACUUUAGCACACACUUUAUUACCAAAAGAUUAUACAAACAACGUUUAUUUAAUGAAAUUGAAAAAUAAAUAUCUCUGCAAUUCGCAAAAUAACUAAUUACGCAUGUUACGCACCUUCAACGCCCUGCGUGGGCAAUGUCAGCAGCUUCUGAGAAGCUCCAUACCACGCCAGAAAACAAAUCAAAUUUGGCGGAUGAAGUCCACUGAUUCUCCGGAGGAAGCUGCACGAAAACUGCGACUAAAAUCUACACUCUACUACAUUACUGCCGGAGGAGUGCUAAUUGUGGGAUUGAGCUACGCUGCGGUGCCACUAUACAGCAUUUUCUGCCAGGCAUACAGCUAUGGUGGCACAACUUCUCAGGGCCACGAUACCGAGAAGGUGGAGCACAUGCAAAAAGUCAAGGAUCGGAUACUAAAGAUUCGUUUCAAUGCCGACAUUGGGUCCUCUAUGCGCUGGAACUUUAAGCCGCAGCAGUAUGAGAUCAAAGUUGCGCCCGGCGAAACCGCUCUGGCCUUUUACACAGCCCGCAAUCCUACGGACAAACCCGUCAUAGGCAUCAGCACCUAUAAUGUGAUUCCCUUCGAAGCGGGUGCCUAUUUUAAUAAGAUUCAAUGCUUUUGCUUUGAGGAGCAGCAAUUGAACCCCCACGAAGAGGUUGACAUGCCGGUUUUCUUUUACAUUGAUCCAGAAAUCACGGGAGAUCCCGCCCUGGAACACUGCGACACCAUCACCCUCUCCUACACAUUUUUUGAGGCAAGAGAGGGCUUGAAAUUAAAUUUCCCCAACUACGCAAAACCUCAUGCAGCUGCAUAAAAAUGAUGACAUGUUGAAAACUUUAUUACUUAGAAAUAAAUGUUUGUUAU